Messenger RNA from Brachypodium distachyon (stiff brome), 1154 nucleotides. Its product is annotated as glucosidase 2 subunit beta. The record is from RefSeq and is a predicted model, not a curated record. The transcript is spliced from 6 exons. Gene Ontology annotation, biological process: N-glycan processing. Gene Ontology annotation, molecular function: protein binding. Gene Ontology annotation, cellular component: glucosidase II complex. NCBI's taxonomy places the organism in Eukaryota, Viridiplantae, Streptophyta, Magnoliopsida, Poales, Poaceae. The coding region runs from base 12 to 671 and encodes 219 amino acids.
AUGACCAGAGAAUGCAGAGCGGGGUUCGCAUCCAACGGCAGAUGACGCCCCCACAUCAAAGUCGUUGCCUGGUCUCCUCUGCCGCUCCCGCCACGCUCCUCCUCCUCCUCGUCACCGGCGCCGGCGCCGGCCCGCCACCGCUGGUUGGCGUUUCUCCUCAAGACGAGGCGUACUUCGUGCCGCAGGUGAUCGCAUGCAGGGACGGGUCGGGCUCCUUCCCGAGGAGCCGGCUCAACGAUGAGUACUGCGACUGCGCCGAUGGAACCGAUGAGCCAGGCACUUCGGCUUGCCCAGAGGGCAAGUUUUACUGUAGAAAUAUGGGGGAUACUCCACGCAUAGUGUCCUCUUCAUUUGUGAAUGAUAAAAUAUGUGAUUGUUGUGAUGGAAGUGAUGAGUAUGGAAGUGGCACCCAUUGUCCACACACAUGCAGGAGCUUAAAUAACAUUUCUGAAGUGGACAAUGGUGGCAGUGAGCUAUCAGUAGCAUAUUUAAAUGAUCAUAAUGUACUUACUAGUAAACAUACACUCGACAUAGAAGAUCUUAUCCAUAAGCUAAAAGGACUAAGAAUGGCCGUAGUCAUUGAGCUGGGUCUUGCUGUUUGUAUUCUUGUUUUCUGCUUUGCUCGACGGAGCACUAGAACACGGAGGAGACAAUAUAUUUUGAAACGUUAGCUGAGCAGUUGCUUGAAGACGGGCGAUCGGAAGCUCAUAAGCAUGAGCACUUGCGCUGUGAUCGUGCUAAGACAAUUCAAUGCAGGAGAAAUAGCGUGGACAUCUCCCAUAGCGCGUGAGAGGCUCUAUGACUGGUAUCUCCUGCAAAUGUCCUAACAGCUGAAUCUGUUGCAUGUCGAUGUCGACAGGUCGUGAUGGCGCGUCAUAAGCAACAGAUUGAAUUCACAAAGCUCGGUGAACCUCUGGAAGCUGAAUAUUGGAAUUCACAAAAUUCGGUGAUCGUAUGGAAGUUGUAGAUAGACUACGGGCAGGGAUUGCAUGCACCAGAUAGGUUGAGUUCAAAGUUUAUUUUACACGCUGGUUCAAUUAUUGUCUUCUAGAAGGUUACGGCUAGUGUACUGUGUACCCUAUUCCUGGUUAAUGAAAUUGAAAUAUCGAAUAAUGAAUAGACAGAGAAAGUUGAGACAGUUUGGAGAAAGUUAA